AUGAGCGGGCAUGAUGAACAAGUUCAAGAAGCCCAAGAAAACCGUCCAACUCCCCGUUUGAAUGAAAGGAUUCUUUCAUCUCUUUCAAGGAGAUCAGUAGCUGCACACCCUUGGCAUGAUCUUGAAAUCGGACCUCAAGCUCCCCAGAUUUUCAAUUGUGUUGUGGAGAUUACUAAAGGAAGCAAGGUCAAAUAUGAACUUGACAAGAAAACCGGAUUGAUUAAGGUUGAUCGAAUUUUGUAUUCAUCGGUUGUUUAUCCUCAUAACUAUGGUUUUAUCCCCCGCACACUCUGCGAAGACAAUGAUCCAAUUGAUGUCCUGGUUCUCAUGCAGGAGCCAGUCCUUCCCGGUUGUUUCCUGCGAGCCAAAGCCAUUGGACUCAUGCCAAUGAUUGAUCAGGGAGAGAAGGAUGAUAAAAUCAUUGCAGUAUGCGCUGAUGAUCCAGAAUAUAAGCACUUUAACGACUACAAAGAACUUGCACCUCAUCGUAUCAUGGAAAUUCGACGCUUUUUUGAAGACUACAAAAAGAAUGAGAACAAGGAGGUGGCGGUGAAUGAUUUUCUACCUCCAAGCACUGCUGUUGAAGCCAUCCAGCACUCAAUGGAUCUUUACGCGGAAUAUAUUCUGCAUACCUUGAGGCGAUAGACAAGAAUAAGCUGCAAUCUCCAAUCUCCAAUCUCCAAUCUCCAUUAAUUAAUCAGAAUAAG
Messenger RNA from Trifolium pratense (red clover), 707 nucleotides. RefSeq names its product soluble inorganic pyrophosphatase 1-like. Bases 1 to 645 code for a protein of 214 amino acids. NCBI's taxonomy places the organism in Eukaryota, Viridiplantae, Streptophyta, Magnoliopsida, Fabales, Fabaceae. The transcript is spliced from 8 exons. Gene Ontology annotation, molecular function: magnesium ion binding; inorganic diphosphate phosphatase activity. Gene Ontology annotation, cellular component: cytoplasm. Gene Ontology annotation, biological process: phosphate-containing compound metabolic process. The record is from RefSeq and is a predicted model, not a curated record.